Messenger RNA from Macrosteles quadrilineatus (aster leafhopper), 924 nucleotides. RefSeq lists its product as uncharacterized. The coding region runs from base 1 to 924 and encodes 307 amino acids. The record is from RefSeq and is a predicted model, not a curated record. Lineage: Eukaryota; Metazoa; Arthropoda; Insecta; Hemiptera; Cicadellidae. The transcript has a single exon.
AUGGAACCUUUCCAAUAUCCCCUACUCUACCCGCAAGGCACUGUGGGAUGGCACGUUGGUCGCCUUGACAACAAGGGUGCCAAACUAACUCAAUUUAAGUACUCGCGGUGCCUCCUACUUUCGGAACCUCGCUUCUCUCACCUAGGCCGUCUCUCACAAGCUUGGCAGGUUGAGAUGUUCGCGAGAUACGAGGAGGAGAAACUGCGUUAUAUUAAGUUUACGCAGCUGAAGAAUACCGAUAGUGCCUUGCGGGUAGGGCCGGUUGACGAGAUUCGGAAUGCACAGCAGGUCUUGAACGACAUCGCUGGUGAUGAAACCGUACAAGGCGAGGGCGGGGUGCAGGCAGGAAAAGUCUACCUCCCAAGUUCGUUCACCGGGGGACCCAGGUACAUGAAAGUAAAAUACGAAGACGCUAUGGCAAUAGUAUCGCGCCUGGGUUCCCCCACUUUCUUUUUGACGUUUACGUACAACGCGACUUGGGAGGAAAACAAGAAAGCUUGCCCUCGUGGAGGUACUCGCAGUGACCCUAGCACUGCUUGCAGAGUUUUUAGAAUUAAACUUCUGGAACUUCUCCGAGACCUGCGCAGCGGAGCAAUGUUCGGACGCUCUGUCUAUAUCGUCUACGUCAUCGAGAUGCAAAUGAGGGGCCUUCCUCACGCCCACAUUGUUUUCAAGAUUGACGGAGACGGACCAGUUCAGGCGUCCGAAAUUGACUCCAUCAUCCGCGCGGAUAUUCCCUCGGAAGAAGAGGCCGGAGGCCGACUGAGGAAGUUGGUCCUAAAACACAUGAUUCACGGUCCAUGUGGUAAUGAUCAUAGGACUGACUUCCUCUGUUGGGACUCUGCAAAGGGUUACUGCACCAAGUACUUCCCCAAGCCCUGCUGUGAAACCACCCACGUCGACGAGAGGGGAUUCGUCCAGUAA